AUGUCGCACGAAGCCCUCAACCCCAUUCACCCCUCAGUUCUCCCUCAUUUGGACCCCGUGUUCGUUCGUCUCUACAAUGAGCACGUCGCGAAUACCCCCGCAGGCCCAAUUGAUUUAUCUGUCUUAAGAACUAAGUACUCUGUUCUUUAUUCGUAUGGCACAGGGCCCGCCCCCGACUGUGCUCGAAUCUAUGACAGCGAAGUCCCCGGCCACAAUGGCGAUUUGAUUCCCGUUCGUGUUUAUGAACCAGAUUCACCCGGACCCUGGCCCGUACAUGUGGACUUCCACGGCGGAGGUUGGGGCUUGGGAGAUCUUGACACCGAAGCACACAUUUGCAAACACAUCUGUGUCAAGGCGGAUGUCUGCGUGAUUGAUGUGGAUUAUCGACUAGUGCCGGAGUACGCAUUCCCAAUCGGUAUUCAGGACUCGUUCGCAGCCUUGCAACAUAUCCACGCCAAGGGCGCCGAACAAUUCAACAUCGACCCUACACGAAUCUCGCUAGGAGGUGUUUCGGCGGGAGGCAAUAUCGCCCUGGUAUGCGCUCACCUUGCCCGUGAUGCCGGUACCCCUCUUCGAUUAGUCGCGGUUGGCACCCCAACCAUUGACGACAUUUCAAAGUACAAGUCAGCAUUUGAGGCACCGUGGCCAUCCAUGCAAGACAUGGAACAUGCACCCACACUGAAUUGGGCGCGUCUGAAGUGGUUCGACAAUCUAAAGUGGCAGAGUAUUGCUGCCAAUAGCCCGACGAAAGAUGCCCAAAUGGCUGCGGUGAAGUGGUAUGCUGAUGCGCUGCAGGCACCAGACUUUACCAAUCUGACCAAGACAAUUAUCUACACGGCAGGCUGUGACCCUCUGCGUGAUGAGGGCGAGGCAUAUGCUCGGAAGUUGAUAGAGGGUGGAAACGAGGUGAUUCAAAAACGAUUCGCUGGUGUCCCGCACCCCUUUAUGCACAUGGACGAAUGCCUGUGGCAAGCGGAGCAAUUCAUCGGCUUGACGGUUGGGCAUAUCAAAGCUGCUUUGCAUCAAUAA
Molecule: messenger RNA, 1029 nt
Organism: Penicillium atrosanguineum
Lineage: Eukaryota; Fungi; Ascomycota; Eurotiomycetes; Eurotiales; Aspergillaceae
Product: alpha/beta hydrolase
Exons: 3
Coding region: 1-1029 (342 amino acids)
Molecular function (GO): hydrolase activity
Source: RefSeq, a predicted model, not a curated record